Monascus purpureus is the source of this 1465-nucleotide messenger RNA. The record is from the annotation of a GenBank genome assembly. NCBI's taxonomy places the organism in Eukaryota, Fungi, Ascomycota, Eurotiomycetes, Eurotiales, Aspergillaceae.
AUGUCAAAUAACUCGGCAACUGUUCUCACCAGUUCCAAAAAUGCUCUCGAUGGAAUGGGCGAACUGGUGCUUUCUAGCACUCGGGACCCUGUCGGGAUUAAAUUGGAUAACUCACCGGAGUGUCGCCUCAAAUGGGAGGCUCUCAGCUGGACAGACCAGGGAAACCAUACAGGUCUCAAUCCAACGGCGACAGUAAACCUAAGGUUUACUCUAUCGAGCUUCGAUGGAAGUGUGCAGGGUCUACAGUGGUGCAAGGAUACAGUGGGAAAGCUCUUGGGUAGUAAAAUGGCAAUGAGAUAUCAGCCCGGAUCUUUGCACGCAAAGCUGCCAUUGUUCCAGCAGUCCGUUCAAAAGCUAUUCAAGAAAAAUGCCGAACCAAUUGAGUGUCAUUCAUGGCGAAGAGACACAAUGCCUUUCUAUGGUGGGACGGUGUACGAUUAUAACAGGUCACUCGAAAGGAAGACUCGUGGACUCCUUGGGUAUCUCUCGGCGUUACUCUAUCGCUACCAUCCAAGAGGCCUCAUCCAUUAUAUCAAGAACAGAAAGCCAGGAUUCUUGGACGCAUUGGACGCAUUGGUGCUCUUUCUCCUCGACCGUGACUCUACCAAUAGCCAGAAAAUCCCGAGGCAGAUGUCUUCCAACCCCGUUCCCUACAACGAUCGGUUUCAGCACGAGGGGAUGCUUAGUAAAACACACGAUGCGCAACAUGUUCACAACGAGAGUGCAAGCAAUAAAAAUCAUGGCAACAACUUCCAUACUGAAUGGGGAACGCGACGCACGACGCUAGCCAUAGCAGUAUGUGCCGUUUCAGCAGUGGGGACCGGCGUUCUCUACGUGAUGUGUAAUAACCCUAAUUUUUGUGCACGACUAAAGAGAAGACUUCUGGUCAGGGAUGGAGACCAUAUCAAUAACGACAGAUUUUCUUCUAGUAAUCUGGAUAGCAACGGAGAGGAACUCCUGCCUGGCAAGAUCGUCGAAGGAAAGGAUGUGAUUCAGGGUCGACACGACGAUGACACUGACGACGACGUGGCGAGGCUAGCAAGCAUUAGACUCAGGUUCAGUCAAUUCGGGCAUCUCGCAAACGCGCCUCGCAAGAGGAUACAAGAUCUGUUCGAUCUCGAACCACUGAGAUUCAGAAACAGAGGCAACGUGGCUAAGAUGGUCCCGGUUCUCCCCCGAGCCCCCAAUGCAAGCGUGCGAAAGAGCUUCCGAGACUUCUACACAGAGAGCCAUCGCGAAGAGGCGCCUAGUGAUGAACUCCACGAGAUCAGAAAUCUCUUUUCAAUUUCUCAUACGGCCAAUACUUCCCAGAGAUACCGUGUACCUCGUGCUUGUAUCGACUGAAGACAUGUCCUAGCUUACACCAUUGUGAUAUAGUAUAGUGUUUAGAGGGUCAACUUCAAACUGUAUCCAUGAGUCCCUAAUAGAACUCUAGGUGUAUUAGUGAGCAGAAUUAAGAUCUUCG